CCAGAUAAUAAAAAGAAAAAAGAAAACCAUUUUUGAAAAGAAAAACCUCCAUAGUUACCGCCUUUUCUUCUCCUCAACAGGUAUGGAAAGCAGAGUUCCUUCCAAGAUUCGGCUUCUUCGAACUCCCAUCGCUUUAAAUUUGGCCUUCCGUCAAUCUUCCGCAAACUAAGAAACUUCGAACUGCCUAAUUUCAGUUCCUGCUUUUUUCUUCUUUGUAAAUUUUAAGUUCUUGCAGAGUUCGAGUAUCUCCAUGAACAGCCCAGCUCCGAAUUUCUUCGAAGCUCCGCAACAACAAAGUUUGCCCUCCUCCGUCGAUGCUCUGUCCCGCUCUAUUGGGUUGCUUUGCAUCAAUGGAUAUGGCGAAGGAAAUCCAUCUCUGCCUUUUCUGGGUACGUAUCCAAGAACCCACCAAGUGAAUGAUGUAAUUCCUCAACGAACUCCUGUUCCCACGGCCUGGUUUGGGGAUUCCAUGGAGGCGGCUCAGAAUCCAUUCCUUGAGCAGAGAGUCUUUGCUGAGCCUUAUAACUAUGGAGGGAGUUCCGGAUUCGUGGAUGGAUCCAUCGAUCCGUGGAUGCCACAGCAGCAGGAUGGUGGUGCAGGGUUGGAGAAUUAUGGCGUACAUCAAUUUUCGAACCUUGGGUUUCCUAAAGAUGACAGCUUUCUUUCCAAUGCCAAGACCCAAAAGGGCUCCAUGGAGAUUCAGAAGAGUCUCAACUCGAACGAUGACAUGAAGUUAAUGAUGACAUACAUGAAAGCUGUUCCCUUUACUGUCCCUCUCAUGAUGGAUCAACAUGGAUGCCAUGUCUUCAUGAAGCUGCUCGACUUCUGCUCCGAUACCCAGUUGAGAUUCAUCCUGGCGGAGAUCAUUCAGAACAUCGCCUUGUUUCUUGAGAUAUCGUCCAGCAGAUCCGGCUCAAAAUCACUCAAGCGGCUGAUCAAAAGGCUUCAGAAAUCUCCAAUGCUGGCAGUCCUAAUCAACAUCCUGGCUAAUGAGUUCUAUCCACUAAUGGUUCAUCCGAUUGGAAGCCAUGUUGUAUUGGAGUGCAUUGACACCCUUCAGCCCCAGCAGAAUGAGUUACUCUAUCUAAAAUCCAUUGAACACUGCCUUGAGCUUGCCACAAACGAAUUCGGGUGCAUAGCAUUAAACAUCUUCAUCAACCACAGCAAAGGUCCUUACAGAUACAAACUACUCAGCUCUAUCUCCAACCAUGCUGUGUAUCUCUCCCAGGAUCCUUCAGGGAACUAUGUGGUGCAGAAUGUGUUGGCACUAGAGAACCCAUGUUGCAGUAGGGAGAUUUGCAGCCAGCUGAAAGGGCAUUACGCGAGGCUGUCGAUGCAGAAAGGUGGUAGCCAUGUGGUGGAGAAGUGCCUAAGUUCCAGAGAGAUGAUGAAGCAUGUGGUUGAGGAUCUCCUGAACACCAAUCAGCUGAUCCAAGUUGCCAGGGAUAAGUUUGGGAACUAUGUUGUUCAGAAAGCACUCCAAGUUACUAAGAGAGCUGAGAGUAGUCAACUGCAUCAGCAGCUGGUGAGCGUUCUGAAGCAGCACAAGUAUGCAUUGCAGUAUGGAUAUGGGAAGAAUGUGUGGCAUGCAAUUGAGAAUGAGAAGAAUGCUGUUGUUGAUCAUUCAGAGUAGCAGAUGUUUAGAAAUAAGUUUUGUCCCCAUGAUUUGUAAGCUCGAUUGUCUUUGAAGAACAUGUUCUUAAUUGUCACCAUUUUGUUUUAUGUUGUGGAUAGUCUUUGUCGUUCUAGUGUUUUCAUCUUUGUUAGGAGGUGUUCUAGCUUGUUGUAGUAUAUGGAUUUUUUAAGAGCUUCGAAUGUGAACUUUGGCGGCUAAUGUUUGUUUGAGUUGGUUUGUAAAAUUUACAUUGGUUUUGAUUCUCCUUCCUUUCAAAAAAGUGAUUCAUUGUUAUACUUCAAAGUGAAUGUUGCUCCUUCGUUAAAAAUAAAGUGAAUGUUGCUCUAAUUAAAGUAGUAAAUAAUAUAGGGUGGGAAAUUAAAGUGAAGAUGGAUUGAAGGUAACAAAUUGCAACCAUUAUUUACUAUUGAACCUAAAUUUUGAAGGAGGGGCUAAUAUGUCAUGUCCUGUCACUUCCUAUGGUUUCUCACAAUACGAACACGUACAUUAUAACCUUAGAUAAAAAAAAAAACAUAUAUGAGAGGGAAUUGUAGGUCCUCCUGGAUUACAAGUAGCUCCACCACUGAUAAUACAUGAAUUCAAGUCUCGUAAAGUUCGACUUUUCUGCAAAAUUUGUAACUAGAAAUCUCUCAUUCAAUGCACUACAGCGAACAUCCACGGAAGAGAAAUUCAUUGAUCUUUUUUUCUUUUGGAAAUGCAUCUAUGUACAAGAGAUGGACAUCGAGAAAGGAAAAUUUCCAUUCAACUUGUACCUUAUAGAGAUACACAUGACUAGAGACCUACAUGGUCAAUGUUUGAUCCUUCAGUCCAAAGUACUAAGCAUUGGGGUCGUUUGGAUUGAGUAUUUGAUAAACUUGUUGUUUGGGGCCAAUUACCACACAAAUACCACAUAAUAUAAAACUUGUUAUUUGGUAUGUGAUACUUGGUCUCAAACUUGUUAUUUGGCAAAUACCUGCCCCCUCCCAAGUAUUUGGCAAACAACACUUUUUGUGUUAUUUGGUCUCAAACCUGUUAUUUGACAAAACACUACAUCCAAAUAACACAUCCCACUUUUUGUCAGCCAAACAUGUUAUUUGGGGUUAAAUAACAGAUUUUGUGUUAUUUGACCUCAAAUAACACCCCCAAAUACUCAAUCCAAACGACCCCUUAUGGUAUUUCCCUUUGCAUUUCCUAGACUAUGGUAGGCAUAUGGUUGCAAUUCGUGAGUAGAACCUUCAAUGACAAGGCCAUUUCAACAUCAGCAAAUAUAUAUAUAUAUAUAUCAUAGGUUAUCUCCCGGUCAAGCACUUGUAUAUUCUCAGUUUCUCACACAAGACAAGCAUCUCAACUCAUGUAAAUGCUUAUCUAAUGAUAAGCGUACCUAGAAACCUAUAUAAGGAAGGUUAGAUCCUUCAAUUCUGAAGUACUAAGCAUCCAUAGACCCCUUCAAUCGACAUUUUAUUAAGCAUAUCAGACGAUAAUUAGUAGAACUUGUAAUGACGAGGCAACAUUGGUAGACUUUAAUAUAUAAUGGAUCUCUCUCUUAAUUGACCACACACUUAUCAUCGUCGUAUCUUAACUCAUGUUUAUGUGUACCAUAGGUAAUUCCUAAUUUUGUUCUGGAACUAUUAAUUAUUUUUUUAAAUAAAAUUCAACCAACAAAGCUUUCAUAGCUCA
This is a messenger RNA of Linum trigynum, 3292 nucleotides long. The record is from the annotation of a GenBank genome assembly. Lineage: Eukaryota; Viridiplantae; Streptophyta; Magnoliopsida; Malpighiales; Linaceae.